This is a messenger RNA of Trichoderma citrinoviride, 1110 nucleotides long. Its product is annotated as Zn-dependent exopeptidase. Gene Ontology annotation, molecular function: metalloexopeptidase activity. NCBI's taxonomy places the organism in Eukaryota, Fungi, Ascomycota, Sordariomycetes, Hypocreales, Hypocreaceae. Gene Ontology annotation, biological process: proteolysis. The record is from RefSeq and is a predicted model, not a curated record. The transcript has 5 exons. Bases 1 to 1110 code for a protein of 369 amino acids.
AUGGUGACUAAAACUGCCGUUGCUCUGCUCGCAGCGGCUUUCCAGCUCGCUUUUUCUGCACCUCUCACUGGCAGCGGCUCGGAGCUUCGCCUCGUCAAGACGUCGGAACAUGACGCUGGACAGUGGGUGACUGAGCAAGAGAAAUUCGACAAAUUCACCUCCAAGAACAUUGGUUUCAUUGAUAUCACUGAUAUCAAAGACGAAGAAGUCCUAUCCAUUCUAUCUAAGUCACCUUCUGAUACAUCUCUCGCCGCUCGUGCGGUUGUAUACCCAACCAGUGUCGCACAUGUAGCCGAAGCAAAUGCACUCAUCGCAAAUGUAUCUACAGCCGGUCCGCAAUCUUGGCUGACGACAUUCACUGGGUUUACCACGCGCCAUUACCGCUCGACUACUGGCACGCAGGCCUCGGCUUGGCUGUUCGACCAAGUCUCCAGCAUUGCUGCCGCGAGGCCUGAAAUCACUGUGCAGAGAUUCACUCAUACAUGGAAUCAGCCUUCGAUCAUUGCUCGGCUGCCCGGACGAACUUCUGAUCUUAUCAUCGUCGGUGCUCACUUGGACUCAACCGCCGGCUCAACGACAGCCCGCAGUCCAGGCGCAGACGACAACGGCUCUGGGACUGUCACCAUAUUGGAGGCCCUCCGCGUUAUUGCCCAGUCAGACUUUACCCCCAAGAACACUAUUGAGUUUCAUUGGUAUGCCGGCGAGGAGGGAGGACUUCUCGGUUCCCAGGCAAUCUUUGCCAACUACAAGUCCACUCAGAAGACUGUGCUUGCUAUGCUUAAUCAGGACAUGACUGGCUUCUCGCCAAGCAACCAGUUGGCCGUCUAUACCGACAACGUCGAUGCGGCUCUGACCCAAUAUGUCAGAGUCAUUGCUACUCAGUAUACGGGUGCCGCGCCUCUUACCACUCGAUGUGGCUACGGCUGCUCCGACCACGCAAGCGCUCGAUCAAAUGGCUUUCCGUCUGCUUUUGUCAACGAAGAUACUUUCGAGAGGUCCAAUCCCAGCAUCCAUAGCGCUGCAGACUCGCUCGAGAAGAUUCAGUGGCCAGCAGUCCUCCGUCAUGCCAAAUUCACCGUGGGAUUCAUUGUCGAAGCCUCGUAUCUCUGA